Phaeodactylum tricornutum CCAP 1055/1 is the source of this 1725-nucleotide messenger RNA. RefSeq lists its product with no specific name. The transcript is spliced from 3 exons. Gene Ontology annotation, cellular component: plasma membrane. NCBI's taxonomy places the organism in Eukaryota, Bacillariophyta, Bacillariophyceae, Surirellales, Neidiaceae. The record is from RefSeq and is a predicted model, not a curated record. Bases 1 to 1725 code for a protein of 574 amino acids. Gene Ontology annotation, biological process: peptidoglycan-based cell wall biogenesis. Gene Ontology annotation, molecular function: transferase activity, transferring phosphorus-containing groups.
AUGAAAUAUUGGAGGGACGAUCGACGAACGACACCCAACAAACGCAAAUUACGAUACUCUUAUUAUCCGGAGCAAAGAAUAGCAGCGACGCACUCCGCACACGACCUUUCCAUCAACAACGUGGCGAUGACUCGUACCCUCCGGAGAGGAAAUCAGCUUUUCUCCGUAGCCGCGGUGGUCUGGGCCUACGCGUACGUCAACUGGAAUAGUAAUCCCUACAAGUUGUUGAGGACGGCCGAGGCGUUGGCGCCUCCCAUCAGCUACAGACGGACAGUGUCACCGCUGGGCUACACGUAUCGGACGGAUGCGUCUCGACGAAUACAGUUCUUUCCGUUGACUGCGACUAGAAGCACCGGUUCCGCCGUCGACACCGUCAAAAAUGGCGACCAAGACUCUUCGAUUAGCGUACCGACCGGCAAACGUUUCGUGGCGCGUCAACUAGCCUCGCUCCCCCAACGCGCCGUGCGCAUCUAUUCCGAAUACGUCAGUCGACUAUGGAGAGAAACCAAUCCCGAAGCUCGUCAAAUUAUAUCCCAAGACAAGGCCGCUACCGCUAUUCGUCGGGUGCAGCAUCUGAUCCGAGGCGAGCAGCUGGCGGGGGUCGUCUCGUGGGAAGAAAAGAACGGAUUGGCACUUGCGUGUGACCACGUUUUGGAAGCCAUUGAGCAGGCCCAUCGAGAGACGGCGCGCAACAUUUCCGCCCCCGUCACGAAUGGAAUGGACAUGUCCAUCGAGUCAAAGCCCACAAGCAAAACAGCACCACCUCCUACGUUGCAGAAAAAAAGCCGCUCGGUUUUGUUCGGUGCCAUCAUGGGUGCCGUAGUAGCGUGCUGGGUCUUUUCGGGAAACUACAUUUUCACCGGCUUAUUCACGCUCAUGACCUUGCUUGGUCAAUUGGAGUAUUACCGCAUGGUCAUGGGGACCGGAGUCAAUCCGGCACGGCGCAUAUCGGUCUUGGGGUCCUGCUCCAUGUUUUUGACGGCCCUAUUUACACCGAGUCUCCACGAAAUUUGUUUGCCCAUAUUCGGUCUCUACGCCAUGAUUUGGUUCUUGACCAUGAAACGGACCGUCACUACAAUUCCGGAAAUUGCCACGACUUUUACCGGUAUGUUUUAUUUGGGUUACGUUCCUUCUUUCUGGGUCCGUAUACGGAUACUAGGUACCCAAGAACCAACGCGAUUGGCUUCGGUCGCCGAGCCCUUCUUGCGCUUUCUCGCGGACAAGUCGCAGGCUAAACUCGUGCCCAGCUUUAUCCCACAAGCUGUGGUGCUUCCCAUCACCACCGGGUCUAUCUUUAUCUUUUGGACUUGGCUGUGCCUCGCCUUUAGUGACGUCGGAGCUUAUUUUGUCGGGCGACGGUAUGGGAAUACCAAACUGGGUGCAGUCGCGCCCGCCGCGGGAGCAACCAGCCCCAACAAGACUGUCGAAGGGGUACUGGGAGGGUGUGCUGUCAGUGGUCUAUUGGGUGUAUUCGGAGCUUGGGCACAAAAGUGGCCGUAUUGGGGCGUCACCGGGGCCGUACACGGAAUAUUAUUGGGUCUCAUUGGUCUCAUUGGAGAUCUGACGGCUUCGAUGAUCAAACGCGAUGCCGGCGUCAAAGAUUUCGGCGACUUGAUUCCGGAUCACGGUGGCAUUCUGGACCGCGUGGAUAGUUUCAUUUGGUCGGCACCCUACUCGUGGCUCGUCAUCAACUCUGUCAUACCGUUUUUGAAAAGCGUCGCUUGA